CCUCUUUUUCCUUCCCUUCCCUUCCCUCCUUCUCCUCUCUCUUUCUCUCUCUCUUUCUCUCUCUUGCUCCUUACUCUUCUUCUCCCACUCUCGCUCUCGCUCGCACCUCCCACUUGCAAAAUGACCUUCGCUACCCCCACUAACCUGGUCCCCGCUCAGAAUGCCGCUGUUGCCGGUCUCUCUGCUGCCUCCGAGGUCCCCGAGGUCGCCUCUUUCAAUGUCAAGGCCGGUCUCGCCCAGAUGCUCAAGGGUGGUGUCAUUAUGGAUGUGAUCAACGUCGAGCAGGCCUUGAUUGCCGAAGCUGCCGGUGCCUGUGCCGUCAUGGCCUUGGAGCGUGUCCCUGCCGAUAUCCGCAAGAACGGCGGCGUUGCCCGUAUGUCAGACCCCAGAAUGAUCCGCGAGAUCAUUGCUGCCGUCUCUAUCCCCGUCAUGGCCAAGGUCCGCAUCGGUCACAUUGUCGAGGCCCAGAUCAUUGAGUCCCUUGGAGUUGACUACAUUGAUGAGUCCGAGGUCCUUACUCCCGCUGAUGAGUCCAACCACAUCAACAAGCACGAGUACAAGGUCCCCUUCGUUUGCGGCUGCAAGAACCUCGGCGAAGCUCUUCGCCGUAUCAACGAGGGUGCUGCCAUGAUCCGUACCAAGGGCGAAGCUGGUACCGGAAAUGUUGUCGAGGCUGUCCGUCAUUGCCGUACAGUCAAGGCCGAGAUCCGCAAGGCACAGUUGAUGGAUGAUGCUGAGCUCUUCACCUAUGCCAAGGAGAUCCAGGCCCCUUAUCAUCUUCUCAAGGAGACUGCCAAGUUGGGACGCUUGCCUGUUGUCAACUUCGCUGCCGGCGGCGUUGCCACUCCUGCCGAUGCUGCCUUGAUGAUGCAGCUCGGAUGUGAUGGUGUCUUUGUUGGAUCGGGUAUCUUCAAGUCCGGUGACCCAGCCAAGCGUGCCCGUGCUAUUGUCCAGGCUGUGACCCACUACAAGGACCCCAAGGUUUUGGCAGAGGUCUCCGAGGAUCUGGGAGAGGCCAUGGUCGGUAUUAACAUCUCGGACAUCCCUGAGGGCCAGCUCUAUGCCAAGCGCGGCUGGUAAACCUCGUGAGAGGCAUCGAUCCCAUCGUCGAUAUUGACCACUGAACAACAUUCAAGCCUUUAUCAAGCGAAGUAUACACAAACACAUGCAUUGUAUAUCAAAAGACACACCAUCUCUUUUUCUCUCUUUCAAGCCAGUCCAUCAUACAUUAGAAUCGACAGCAAUUGCACCUUUUAACGGACGUUUUGUAACUAUAAGCCAUAAUAAACACUUUUUUUCCUUAAAAA
Messenger RNA from Gamsiella multidivaricata, 1307 nucleotides. RefSeq names its product SOR/SNZ family-domain-containing protein. The transcript has 4 exons. Gene Ontology annotation, biological process: pyridoxal 5'-phosphate biosynthetic process; pyridoxine biosynthetic process; amino acid metabolic process. Gene Ontology annotation, molecular function: amine-lyase activity. The record is from RefSeq and is a predicted model, not a curated record. Lineage: Eukaryota; Fungi; Mortierellomycota; Mortierellomycetes; Mortierellales; Mortierellaceae. The coding region runs from base 121 to 1080 and encodes 319 amino acids.